Cryptomeria japonica (Japanese cedar) is the source of this 1017-nucleotide messenger RNA. Its product is annotated as transmembrane emp24 domain-containing protein p24delta3. The coding region runs from base 197 to 820 and encodes 207 amino acids. The transcript is spliced from 4 exons. Gene Ontology annotation, biological process: intracellular protein transport; Golgi organization; endoplasmic reticulum to Golgi vesicle-mediated transport. Gene Ontology annotation, cellular component: Golgi apparatus; endoplasmic reticulum; endoplasmic reticulum-Golgi intermediate compartment. The record is from RefSeq and is a predicted model, not a curated record. NCBI's taxonomy places the organism in Eukaryota, Viridiplantae, Streptophyta, Pinopsida, Cupressales, Cupressaceae.
UAAAAGUAAUGCAUCGUGUAACCGAUAGUUUGCGACUGUGUUAUUGUUUGUAAUACCAGUUUCAAUUUGACCAAAAUAAAGCGUUUGUGAGAAAUAGUGAAAAUUGCAGAGAUUUGCGACUUUGUUGUUAUUUGUAAUAUCAGUUUCAAUUUGACCCAAAGAAAGCGUUUGUGAGAAAUAGUAAAAUUGCGGAGAGAUGAGGAUAGAGUUGGUGUUGAUUUGUUGGGCGGCGAUAGUAGGUGUGCAGGGAAUCAGGUUUGAAGUGGGAAAGACAGGGACCAAGUGCAUCUCAGAGGACGUUCACGCCAAUGUUGUUGUCUUGGCAAAUUAUUCAGUGAUCAACCCCGACUCCCACAACGCCAAACAAGCGCUCGCCAUUACUGUUCAGGUGAAUUCACCUUAUGGAGGUUCAUUACACCACGCAGAAAAUGUUUUGUCAGGUCAAUUUGGAUUCACGUCAAAGGAACCUGGUACUUAUACAGCAUGCUUUUGGAUAACAAAUCCUCAAGAAGGAGCAAUUUCUACUGUAGAUCUUGACUGGAAGGUUGGGCUUGCAGCCAAAGAUUGGGAAACAAUUGCAAGAAAAGAUAAAAUUGAAGGUGUUGAACUGGAAUUGACAAAACUUGAAGGAGCAAUAGAGGCUAUUCAUGAUAACUUGUUGUAUAUAAAAGACAGGGAAGCAGAAAUGCGAGAGGUCAGUGAAGUUACAAAUGCUAGGGUGGCAUGGUUUAGCAUCAUGUCAUUAACAGUUUGCUUAGUAAUGUCAGCUUGGCAACUGUGGCACUUGAAGAGUUUCUUUGAGAAGAAAAAGCUCAUUUAAGUGACCUGCUUUGAUAUGAGUUAUUUCUUUCAAACAUAUAUUUCACAGAAUCAAAACCAGUUUUAUUAUUAAUUUGUAAUCAAUUUUGUAACGUAUGCCGCUGGUUAUACAACUUAGGGUGUGACAUGGAGUAGUCAAUUCUAUUUUUCCUAGAUUUAUAUUAAGAAUGUCUAUGGUCGAGUUUUCUGAAUGCAUCA